AAAGCUUAAAAAGAUCCCAAAGCCCUUAGAAUCUAUCCUCCUUGUAUCCACAAAUCACAUCUUGCCAUCAUUUAUUAUCUCUCUCAAGAAAUAUCCAUCUCUCUGCCUUCCUUAACUUCUCUGUGUAUAUCAGAGAGAGGUUGAUCAGCCAGAAAACAUAAUUCAGUGGUGGUGCCAUACAUGGAGAUUGGAUCUUCUUCACCUCCACAAAAUCAGAAGCCUUUAACAAGGCUAAACAACUAUGUAGCCGGAACCCGAGUUGGUAAGAGAUUCAAACUUGCUGAGCGUAACUCAAGCUUCACAACCGAGUUACGUGCUGGCACCACCACCUUCCUUACCAUGGCAUACAUCUUGGCAGUCAACGCUUCCAUCCUCACCGACAGCGGCGGUACAUGCAGCGUUUCUGAUUGUAUCCCACUAUGUUCGGACCCUACAGUACCUGUUUCCAACUGCACCGGGUCAACUGGUCUUCGAGUAAUCCAACCCGAUGAGUCAUGCAAAUUCAACCCAGUUAACCCGGGAUACUCUUCUUGUUUAGAGAAAACACGUAAGGACCUGAUAGUAGCCACUGUCGCAUCUUCUCUUAUUGGCUGUUUAAUCAUGGGUACAUUUGCCAAUCUCCCGUUGGCUCUGGCUCCGGGUAUGGGCACUAAUGCUUAUUUUGCUUACACGGUUGUCGGGUUUCACGGGUCGGGUAAUGUCUCAUAUAAGAGUGCAUUAGCUGCCGUGUUUAUUGAAGGCGUAAUUUUUUUAGGCAUUUCAGCAAUUGGGUUACGUGCGAAAUUGGCUAAAUUAGUCCCUAAACCAGUUCGGAUCAGCUCCUCUGCUGGUAUCGGACUUUUUCUGGCCUUCAUCGGGUUGCAGAAUGGUCAAGGAAUCGGGCUCGUUGGGUACAGUUCAUCCACUCUUGUAACGCUUGCGGGGUGUCCAAGUUCAUCACGUGCGUCGUUAGCUCCUGUCAUGACGUUAGCUAACGGAACUGUGAGUUUGAUCCCGGGCGGUACCGUUUCCGGCGAUAUCUUUUGCCUCCGGGACAGGAUGGAGAGCCCUACUCUAUGGCUUGGCGUGGUGGGAUUUGUUAUAAUCGCUUAUUGCCUAGUGAAAAACGUUAAAGGGGCUAUGAUUUACGGGAUUGUUUUUGUAACGGCCAUUUCAUGGUUCCGUGACACCAAGGUAACGGUGUUUCCUAACACGGAAGCAGGUGAUGCCGCACAUGAAUAUUUCAAGAAAGUUGUUGAUGUACAUGCUAUUGAAAGCACAGCUGGGGCGUUGAGUUUUAAGAGCAUUGGCAAAGGUUAUUUUUGGGAGGCUCUGAUCACGUUCUUAUACGUGGAUAUAUUGGAUACCACUGGCACCUUGUACUCGAUGGCUCGGUUCGCUGGGUUUUCAGAUCAAAAUGGUGAUUUCGAGGGCCAGUACUCCGCCUUCAUGUCGGACGCCACGUCAAUUGUCGUCGGGUCAUUGCUGGGCACGUCACCGGUGACGGCAUUCAUCGAAUCGUCAACAGGAAUUAGGGAGGGUGGGCGGACGGGUCUGACCGCUCUCACCGUGGCAGGGUAUUUCUUCUUGGCCUUUUUCUUCACGCCGUUACUGGCAUCCAUACCAGCAUGGGCAGUGGGCCCACCGUUGAUAUUAGUGGGAGUUCUGAUGAUGAAAUCAGUGGUCGAGGUAGAGUGGAAUGAUAUGAGGCAAGCCAUCCCAGCUUUUAUGACGUUGAUUUUAAUGCCUUUGACCUACUCCAUUGCAUACGGUUUGAUAGGAGGGAUCGGGACUUACAUGGUUUUGCACUUGUGGGACUGGGGCGAUGAGUUCUUGGUAAAGCUUGGCGUUAUAAACAAGAGAAAUGGUGGUGGCGGUGGGGCCAAUGGGGUGCAUGACCACCAGGAUGGAAGCGUGAAAUCGCCUGGAAUUCAUGUCUAGAUAGAUGGAUAGAAGAUGGUGGAUAGAAUAGAAUAUGUUGGUUCAUUGCUUUUGGCCCCUUUCAGGAUCCCGACCUUUUCAAUUAUUGAUACAAUUAAAUUGUGGAAGCACAAGGGUUGACAAGGAAAGUCGUUGUAAAUAUUUAUUAUUAUUGUGUGAAACUCAUUACAAUACUUGUUUCCGU
Molecule: messenger RNA, 2104 nt
Organism: Populus euphratica (Euphrates poplar)
Lineage: Eukaryota; Viridiplantae; Streptophyta; Magnoliopsida; Malpighiales; Salicaceae
Product: adenine/guanine permease AZG1-like
Exons: 1
Coding region: 181-1920 (579 amino acids)
Biological process (GO): transmembrane transport; adenine transport; guanine transport
Cellular component (GO): plasma membrane
Molecular function (GO): purine nucleobase transmembrane transporter activity
Source: RefSeq, a predicted model, not a curated record